Botrytis cinerea B05.10 is the source of this 3154-nucleotide messenger RNA. RefSeq lists its product as hypothetical. The record is from RefSeq and is a predicted model, not a curated record. Gene Ontology annotation, cellular component: cell surface. NCBI's taxonomy places the organism in Eukaryota, Fungi, Ascomycota, Leotiomycetes, Helotiales, Sclerotiniaceae. Gene Ontology annotation, molecular function: endo-1,3(4)-beta-glucanase activity; glucan endo-1,3-beta-D-glucosidase activity. The transcript is spliced from 5 exons. Bases 309 to 2909 code for a protein of 866 amino acids.
GAAUUACUCACGUUCUAAUUUUCACCCUAUCACCUAUUAGCAUCUUAGUUGUCAUUAUCUAAAAUAAUGACAAGCAUACUUAGACGGAAAGUCUCUCCUCAUUUUACAAGCACGUUUAAUUUGCCAGUGAUAUUGAGAUGAAGAAGUGAAUGAUAUACUUAGAUUAGACCUAAAAUUAUACUCGAGAUGUAUCAUUUAGCAGAGGCCGAGAAAUCACUUAAGAACCCUUCACUCUCACCACAUUCUAUUUCUUUUACCUCGAUCUACCUAUACUCUUCCUAUUGUUUUGGUAGUAAACAAUUUCAAGUAUGAAGCGAACUAUCAGAUUUCUUGUUCCCCAUAUUCUUGCCGCAAUUGUGAGCGGUGCACCUUUUCCUCAAGGACAAGGCGGCCAUGCCUCGCUAAUCACAAAGAAUAUACAUCCUGUUCAACCCAAGUCCCUUCUGCCAGACGAAACCUCUUCAGAUGGAUUCCUAUUUUUUUCCUCGCCGGGUGCGAUUCUAAGUUCUUCCAUAAAAACGACGACGGUCAUCCCAUCCGUCUCCGUGCUGACCACCUCCUCACUCUCUGGGACCGUGCAGGUUACAGUACAAGUUCUACCCCCCUUGAGUACCGGUUCUUUCGACACAACAGGAACAGUUAUUUCCAGUCUCGAAACAUUUGGCCACGCUACCAGCCCUCCUAUAAUUACGUCGUCUAUCCCUUCACCCGUAACUCGAAUGGCACCCACUGAACCAACACCUGUCAAUUUUAAAAUCAAUACCGUUGCAGCAGAUGCCAAUAUCUUCCAGCCAAUCGAUACUUCACCCCCUCCAUCUAAUCUGGGCUCUCGUUCAGAUCAUCCAGUACCUCGGCUAGGAAUAAAACCUCAAAGUGCGCCACUUGAUACCAACAAGUUUUACGCUAAUUUCUUUCUCGGAAGUCAAACAUCCCCUACCUGGACGCAUCCAUACUCGCUUGCUUGGUCAAAAGGAGGUGGAGCAACCAAAAGCUGGGGAAUGACCCUCGUCCAUAUAGAUGCCAAUCAAAGAGUAUUUGGACCGAAUAACACAGUAAAUUCCGCUUCGUAUUUCUUAAAUCCAAGUGGGUUACAAUCAUUGGUUCUUUCUGCGGCAGAACUAGGCUCAUCAACAACUUUAACGACUGACUCUCUGACUGAUCUUUCGGUCAAUGUCAACUUAAGUCCUACCCCUGGUGCCGCCCCUGCGAUCAAAUUUCCUUUGGUUCAGGGAAUGGGCUUUGUGACAGCUGUUUUUGCAGGUGCUACCCCAAUCAUACAAAGUGGUAUCUUUUUCCGGACGUUGACUUUGGAUUCCACACCCCCAAAGUCAGGAAUCACGAAGUACUCAAUGUUACUUGAAGAUGGAAAGACAUGGUUGUUAUAUGCCUAUUCACCCUCUGGACAGAAUCUCACUCUCACGGCGGUGAAUAAUGGUCUGGUUCAGGCUACUAGUGGCUUUAAUGGGAUCAUCCAGAUUUCAAAAAGUGCAAGUGCUGCACAUGAAGCUAUGUUUGAUGAAGCAUGCGGUGCUUACCCAAUUUCUGCAAGCGUUUCGGGUCAUGUAAGUGAUGCAGUUGGUUCUUAUACAAUUGCUUUCAACAAGGCAGGAUUGAACGAUACCACUUUAGCAAUGUUCGCUCUGCCGCAUCACUUAGAAUCUUUCGAUGAUAAUACGCUCUGCUCUGUGGCCAGUGGAGUGCAAUUAGCGACAACAACCAAGGGUAUGGCGACGGCUAUCGUUGCCGAUUCGUGGACUAUGGAAGAGGAUUUACCAGUAAGCAUGAACUUUGCGCCCUGGAGUCCAACGAAAGGGAGCUCGAACUCGCUUUCUGCGGCCGCCAAGUCUACCAUCGCAAAUAUCGCUGCUAGUGAGAUUUCACAAAAUAUGACAGAUCAAACAAACUUGAAUUCUAUGUAUUAUAGUGGAAAGGCACUUGCAAAAUUCGCGCAAAUUGUGUAUACACUUCAUGAUUUCGUCGGAGAUGCAGCUUUAGCACAAGCAGGUCUUAACAUCCUAAAGCAAAGCUUUGCACGUUUUGUUGACAAUCAGCAACAAUACCCCUUGGUAUAUGAAUCUGCUUGGGGAGGGAUUGUCUCUAGUGCAUCAUACAAAACUGGAGAUUCAGGUGUUGAUUUUGGAAACACAUAUUAUAACGACCACCAUUUUCAUUACUCAUAUUUCGUAUACGCAGCUUCUAUUAUCGGAUACCUAGAUCCUACCUGGAUAGCAAGCAACAAAGCAUAUAUAAAUACAAUGGUACGAGAUUAUGCCAAUCCUUCACCCAAGGACAAUUUCUUUCCCGUUUCCCGUAACUUCGAUUGGUAUCACGGACAUUCUUGGGCUCACGGUCUCUACGAAACUGCUGAUGGUAAAGAUGAAGAAUCUUCGUCCGAAGAUACUUUAUCAGCUUACGCCAUCAAAAUGUGGGGCCGCACAAUAGGAGACUCAAAUAUGGAAGCGAGAGGAAAUCUACAACUGGCAGUUGCUGCUCGAUCCCUACAAAACUACUUCCUCUACGAAUCUACAAAUACGGUUCAGCCAUCCAAUUACAUCGGCAACAAAGUAUCGGGUAUUCUCUUUGAGAACAAACUCGACCAUGUCACCUACUUCGGGGCAGCUCCAGAGUUGGUUCAAGGAAUACAUAUGCUUCCACUUCUUCCACAUUCAACACUUGUGAGAACAGAGGAAUUUGUUACGGAAGAAUGGAAUACUUAUUUUUCAAAUGGGAGAGUUGAUAGCGUGAUUGGUGGCUGGAAGGGCGUUCUGUAUGCUAAUUUGGCAAUUAUUGAUCCUCGAGCGUCGUGGAACUUCUUUGCGCAGGCAGAAUUUGAUGCCAGUUGGUUGGAUGGAGGAGCUAGUCGUACGUGGUAUUUGGCCAUGGCUGCUGGACUAGGAGGUUCGCCAUGAGCAAAGAAGGGGACGUUAAGAUGAUGGGCGGGAUAUUAGUACAUGUUACAGUUUGAAGAAUAAUGCUGGCAUGCUUCAAACUGGUUGGAGUUAUGAAUGAGAACUACAAGAUAUCACUUUAUGGGAGGCAAUAGUUCCGGAAGCUUGAGAUACCACAUUAGCGAUAGGUUUGCAUUGGCUGGGUGAAACGCCCUUGAGGGACCAAGUAUACCCGCAGCUACCUAUAAAUAUCAAUUUUUCUUACA